AAUUUAGGAUCAAAGUUUUUGUAACAAUGGUUUGUGCAAUAGGUCAAGGUUGUGUGGCUGUGCACCAUUUGAAAUUGCAGACUUUAUAUUACACAUUACACAUGAAUGCAAAAGGGCAGUAUGGACAAGAAGGGGUUGGGCGUGCCACAACCAGGUUUCAUCUCAAUACCCUCUAGUCUGAAACAUCUCGCCUCAUAAUUCCUGCCUGAUUCUGAGAGGAAACAGAGUGCCAGCAGUCUAGAUCCAAAGAAGAGCUCUAAUCCUUUUGGGGUAAAAGAACUAACUUUCAAAUUAAAGGGAUAAAAUUUUCUCUUCUGGUACUUUUUCUGCAUAUUUCGUGUAAGUCUGGAUUUGGCCCUUUUGUGACUAAUAGUAAAUGUUUAAUUGAUAUCAAUCAAUCAAUAAUCUGGAAUGUGUCUCAGUAGACAGAUUCUUUCCCCUCUGCAACAUGCAUUGAGACAUCUAAGACCAGCCUUGGUCAAUGCCGAUGCUCAGGGCUGUUAGUAGCUAGUGCCAGGUGAACUGAGGCACUAAAAUGUUCUAAUAAAUUUAUUCAUUUCAAGUCCCUGUAAGAGAGGCUAUGCAUAAAAAGAAGAUAAAUCAAUCAAUAAAAAAUUAUAUAAAGGAAGCGUUUUUUUUUUAUAUUGCUUCAGUAAGAAUUUGAGUCUGGCUAUGGCCUUGCAAUACAUAUGUCCUAUGCCAACCUAAAUAAACCCCAAUUUGAUAGAUGAACAAUUUUGCAAGGUGGUGACGUCUUGUUGACCUGACAAAAUGGCAAACUGAAAAAAGUCAACAGAAAAAUAAAAAACUUGAAAAUGGUAAAACUCAAGUAAAUACUGAAUACAAAUGGUCUCAUACUGUUGUACGAAAUAAAUUUAUGAACAUCAGCAGCUGUCGUUCCAGCAUAAAUUUUGUUUCCUUUUUCCAAAAUUUAUUUUUCCAUUAUUUUUAUUCGACCUGCUGGGCGUUCCCAAAUCCCCGCUCCCGUGAUAUCGCAGUAUGUCUGUUCAGCGGAUUGCUUCAAAAGUGCGUGGAUCCAAGAUGGCGGCACACAUGACUGGCUGAAAUAUGGCGGGAUCGAGACAUUUGCGAGGCACUGUCCUCUCACGUGUCAGUAACCUUCUUCGUGCUGGGGCCAUAUCAGAACCUUUGUGGUUUCCAGUGGUUCAGGCAUUUCCUCCAUUGACGGAGACGAAAAUAAACAGAAAAGGCGAUGAAGAGUUAAUGCACAAGAUAACCUACCCCGAGGAUGAAUUUAGAAAGUUUGUAGACACCUGCAUGGACCUUGUGAACCAGGGAAUGAACAAAGAGGAAGCGAUUGAAAAUACUGUCAAGACACUUUUUACUAGCAACACCAUAACUAUGCCAGAUAAUUCUAAAGAUGAGAAAGAUCCUUACUCAACAAUUUUGGACAGUGUGAAGAAAAAAUAAGGAUCAAAUAUUUUCAAGAACAAAGAGCAAGGACAAUGAAUAGGUCAGCUAGAAGGAUCUUUUUGAAGUCGGAGGAAGCAAGGUCUGUAGNGC
Molecule: messenger RNA, 1524 nt
Organism: Orbicella faveolata
Lineage: Eukaryota; Metazoa; Cnidaria; Anthozoa; Scleractinia; Merulinidae
Product: small ribosomal subunit protein mS23-like
Biological process (GO): translation
Cellular component (GO): ribosome; mitochondrion
Molecular function (GO): structural constituent of ribosome
Source: RefSeq, a predicted model, not a curated record